This is a messenger RNA of Asparagus officinalis (garden asparagus), 1636 nucleotides long. RefSeq names its product methyltransferase-like protein 23. Gene Ontology annotation, cellular component: nucleus; cytoplasm. The coding region runs from base 402 to 1223 and encodes 273 amino acids. The record is from RefSeq and is a predicted model, not a curated record. The transcript is spliced from 9 exons. Lineage: Eukaryota; Viridiplantae; Streptophyta; Magnoliopsida; Asparagales; Asparagaceae.
CCUCAAUUAGCCGACUACAUCUAGGUUUCACUAGUUUGAAGGAGCCACGGACACCCUCGUGUCGGCCAAAACGCCCCCGCAACUUUCGGGGGUUUCCUACAAAACCCUUCCGAGCUCUCAGAAAACUUUUCUGAGCUUUGCAAAAAUUUCCCACGGACCUCAUUAACGGUGGUAUUGGAUCGACAAUGCCCUGAUGCCUACCUACAUAGUCAAAACAGCGUCCGACGAUGCUGUAAACGCCGUCCGUUGGGAAAAGUGUAAGUUUAGAGGGGGUUUUGUGAGACAACCCAGAUUUCUCAGCGGGUUUUAUGGGAUAAUUUUUGAGGUGGGCACCUAUCGCGCGUGAAAAUUCCCCCAGAAAGGAAACUUUCACGGAGAAAGGCAAUCUCCCCAAAGAAGCAAUGGGAGGCGGCGGCGCCGCCCAAGAAUCCUCUCAGUCAUCCUCCCCGCGCUCCUCCCCGCAUCCAUCGUCGCCAACGACGGCAACGAGCUCCAAAUCCAUGACCACCAUCUCUCGCCACUACUUCGGCCGAGACUCCUCCGACGGAUCCCAUGAUUUCUUCGUCGACAUCAUUGAGAGUAUGGAGGAGGAAUACGGCAUGUUCGUAUGGCCUUGUAGCAUCAUUCUUGCUGAGUAUGUGUGGCAGCAGAGGUUUCGCUUCUCUGGAGCCACUGUAGCUGAGUUCUCCAAGGGGAUCUUUUCUUGCACGAUUUUGGUGAGGAUUUUGCAACCUUGUAUUGAAAAAUGCGGCGCACAGCUUGGCGCUGGAACUUCCUUGCCGGGCUUGGUAGCGGCAAAACUGGGAGCGGAUGUUACACUUACAGAUAAUUCAAAUCGACCAGAGGUUCUUGACAACAUGAAGAGAAUAUGCGAACUAAAUAAUCUAAACUGUGAGAUAUUAGGGAUCACUUGGGGAGAGUGGGAUUCCCCUAUGUUUGAUUUGCACCCUCAAAUUUUGCUUGGCGCUGAUGUAUUCUAUGACACAAUUGAUUUUGAAGAUCUUUUUGCGACGGUUACUUUUCUAUUACAAAGGUCUCCUGGAUCAGUGUUUAUAACUGCUUAUCAUAACCGAAGUGGUCAUCAUCUUAUCGAGUUCUUGAUGGUUAAGUGGAGAUUGAAAUGUGUAAAGCUUUUGGAUGGUUUCUCUAUCAUGCCAUCUAUCAAGGCUUCUUCUCUGCAGGGAAAUAUUCAGUUAGUUGAGAUUAUAUUGGAUGGCCAAUAAGAGUGCAAGCUAAAGGUUGCAGAAUAUUCAUGAAAAUGUUCUGCCCUAGUUAAGGCGUGGGUUUUAGUCUUCCAAGUAAAGGAAUGCAGAAUGGCAGGGACUUCUUUUGAUGGACUUGCUUUCUCGUCUUUCUGCAGUAACUUGUUUCAGUUGCUUAGCAUUAGGAAUUCGAACAACUGCUUCAAAUAUAGUAUCAGGAAGUACAUCUAGCGGAAGUUCAAUAUCCACAGGCUUAUUAGCUAAAUGGCAAUUGGCAAAGCAGGUGUAAGCAUUUAUUGAUGUAUAUAUUUGUGAUUUGCAAUUGAUCUAGCUGUUUGAUUAUUUCCAGGCUUAUUUUUAUGAUGUUUUGGAACUGGGACUACAGCGCGGCAGAAUUUUCAACUAGCUUAUGGCUCCUGAAAGUAUUAACCUUG